Molecule: messenger RNA, 3224 nt
Organism: Etheostoma cragini (Arkansas darter)
Lineage: Eukaryota; Metazoa; Chordata; Actinopteri; Perciformes; Percidae
Product: ribosomal protein S6 kinase beta-2-like
Exons: 16
Coding region: 274-1686 (470 amino acids)
Biological process (GO): signal transduction; protein phosphorylation
Molecular function (GO): ATP binding; protein serine/threonine kinase activity
Source: RefSeq, a predicted model, not a curated record
GUAGAAGGUUACAGGUCCUCUCGGUGCGCUCAGCGACAACAAGCGACAACUUGGAACAAAUCUGGACCGAAGACUACGGACUAUAUAGUAGAAGGGAUAGCUAGAAGGAUGAAGGGAACCUAAAUAGUUUCGUGUAUUGUUGCUGGUUAGUUGACAUAAGUAUAACAAAAGAAAUGGCGGUCGCAGCUGUUAGUGUAUAGAAACUGCUGUGGUUUUUAAACUAUUUUACUGCGUACUGGAUAAGGAACCCCCGAAUGAAGGAGUGUUCACAGGAUGGCAGGGGUGUUCGACAUAGACUUGGAGACUGAAGACAUCAGUGAUACAGAGGAUGAUGUCUGUGACUUUACUGUGACAGAACCAGAGAAUGUGCAAACAGAGGAGGUGGAGUUGACCAGUGAAAGUGUCAACAGAGACAGUGAGAGAGUUGGACCUGACUGUUUUGAGCUGCUUACUGUGUUGGGAAAAGGAGCCUAUGGCAAGGUUUUCCAGGUGAGGAAGGUUCAAGGUGCUCAGAUGGGCAAAAUAUUUGCCAUGAAGGUCCUGAAAAAGGCGAAGAUAGUGUGUAAUGCUAAAGACACGGCCCAUACACGAGCAGAGCGGGAGAUCCUGGAGACAGUGAGGCACCCAUUUAUUGUGGAUCUGCUCUACGCCUUCCAGACUGGGGGAAAACUCUACCUCAUACUGGAGUGUCUGAGUGGAGGGGAGCUGUUUAUGCAGCUGGAGAAGGAAGGCAUCUUCAUGGAGGACACUGCUUGUUUCUAUCUAGGAGAAAUCACUUUGGCGCUGGGUCACCUCCACUCCAACGGGAUUAUUUACCGGGACCUCAAACCUGAAAACAUCAUGCUUAAUCACCAAGGACACAUCAAGCUAACUGACUUUGGCCUGUGUAAGGAAUCGAUUCAUGAUGGAUCUGUUACACACACCUUCUGUGGCACCAUAGAGUACAUGGCUCCAGAAAUCCUGACCAGGUCGGGUCACAACAGAGCAGUAGACUGGUGGAGCCUUGGGGCCCUGAUGUACGAUAUGAUGACCGGAUCACCUCCAUUUACAGCUGGAAACAAGAAGAAGACCAUCGAUAAGAUCUUGAAGUGUAAACUCAAUCUGCCCCCAUACCUGACCAUCGAUGCCAGGGACCUUAUCAAGAAGCUGUUGAAGAAGAAUCCAGCCCAAAGACUUGGGUCCAGUAAGGCGGAUUGUGCUGAAAUCCAGAAACAUCCGUUCUUCAGGCAUAUCAAUUGGACUGACCUGCUCAACAAGGCAGUGGAGCCGCCAUACAAGCCACGACUGCAAUCGGACGAGGAUGUAAGCCAGUUUGACACCAGAUUUACCAGACAGACACCAGUGGACAGUCCAGACGAUACCACACUCAGCCACAGUGCAGAACUUGCCUUUGCCGGUUUCACCUACGUGGCUCCAUCAGUCCUUGAGAGUCUAAAAGAAGGCUUCUCAUUCGAACCCAGAACUCGACAUGUACGCCGACACAACAGCAGCCCACGCACACCCAUCAGUCCUAUGAAAUUCUCCCAAGCCGGACCAUUCAAGUCCAGUAUUGAGGGAGAACCAGAGCUUUUCUCUCCCAUCUCUCCACCGGCAGCUACAGUACCUGUGACACUGGAAAACGGUGGUACCAGUCAGCCGAUAAGGACGCCCGCAAGGAACAAGAAGCAGAAGGGACAUCAGAGAUGAGAAGGAAAUCUUAAGAGACAACCUCCGCUGCAAGACCUUGGUCAUAACAUUUUUCAUAGCUUAUAGUAAGUGUGAGACAAAGAGCUGAAGUGUUUUUGCUGGUUUUAAUGCUUUUUUUUGAAGUGGUUUAACUUCAACGUCCUUGAAAAGCCAUAAAUCACAAGUGGAAAGCUCUCCCUUUGCACUUUUUCUUUCUCACGGUCAUCUUUGAAAACAGAAACACUUGUAGGCUUAAUGUUCAGGACUUCCUGUUUGUCAUAGGGCUAUCUUUCUACAGGUAGAUCACUCUACACAGAUUCACUUUUCCUGCUUUUACUUUGUCUCAGAUUGUCACUUCAUUGCGUAAAGCUUAAAUUUACAGCUUCCAUAAGUCUGCACUUAAAGUUCAUACUGUGGCACUAAUAUAUAGUAAACAAUAACUUCAUAUAUCUAUUUCUACAAAAAGCACUGGACAGGGCAACAGAACCAAUGAUUCUUCUUCACCAACUUUAGUGAAGAUAUCACUAGCAGUCGAGGUCAGAUAAAUGAUGGAUAUUUUGGUAGCAGCGUUUCAUUUUGUACCUGCAUGCUAGUACAAUGACCGAGUAUGUGUAAAUAACGCUGGCUUCUCGAACAAGUUUAAUUGGAGAACUGAUGAAGGGUCACUUGAUUGAAGUCCUGAUUCUUUUCCAUUACAGUUGAACUAUGAAACUUUCAGCCAUCAGGUUAUUGGAUAAAUCUUGACUGCACAGAAUAGAAUAGAAACCACGGAAUUAAAUGCUACAUUGCACACAGAUAACUCACGAAUGUCACAUUAAGUGAACAUUUCUGUCUGGAAAUGUUGUGACAUUCAUCAGUGUUUUUCAUUUCUCUGAGCCUCUUAACAGAGAAUCUUCAUGACGUUUGCCAAAGCUGUUAACACAUCCUAUCCUCAUAUUGUACAAAUGGACCAAGGACACUAUCUAUAAUAGAGUGACAAAUUAUAAUGUUAUAAUUUUGGGUCACUGUUAUAAUUUUGGGUCACUGAACAAAAUACUUUUUGCACAUGGAAUCCAGCUCAAUUGAAUAAAAGUAUUGACGUGUUUGAUUGUCAUUGCCCUGACAAACCUGUAAGGGGUGAUACAGGGUAAGGUCACUGCAAACAUGCUUAGUCAAAGACAAAUUUAGCUCUUUGAUGUAUCACAGAAACUUUAUGAGGUUCAUCUUAUUGCCAAAAGAUUUUUCCCUUUGAUAAAUAACUCCCUAGAUUAUAGAAAAUUGAACCAGGUCCUCGCCCAUGUCACCAUAUCUUGUUACAGGACAAUAUAAAAAAAAGUGGAGCGUCCACAAGUCUUAACCUCAUGCAGCUGUUCAAGGCAACAGAGACAAACUUAUUUUGAGCAGGGAUUGUAAGUCAAAAUAUUAGAAUUUAUUUUAGUUUAAGAAAAUGUACUACAGUCUUGGUUAAACAAUCUAUUAACUACUUUAUACAGCCUAAAAUCAUUGCACUCAAUCCAGUGGUGUAUAUGCAAUUAGAGGAAAUGGAGAUAGUGGAGAUAGCAAGUAUUCUUUGGUGAAGU